Messenger RNA from Vidua chalybeata, 3036 nucleotides. RefSeq names its product kinase suppressor of ras 1 (gene KSR1). Gene Ontology annotation, biological process: protein phosphorylation. Gene Ontology annotation, molecular function: protein kinase activity; ATP binding. The record is from RefSeq and is a predicted model, not a curated record. The transcript has 20 exons. NCBI's taxonomy places the organism in Eukaryota, Metazoa, Chordata, Aves, Passeriformes, Viduidae. The coding region runs from base 143 to 2815 and encodes 890 amino acids.
GCAUGUACCGCGCGGUGAUUGCCCGGCGAGCGCAGCGGGGCGGGCCAGCCGGACCGGGCCACCUCCCUCCCUUCUUUCCUCCCUCCCUCUACCGCUCCCCCGCCGCCGCCGCCUCGCCUCCCGGCCUCCCUAAUGCCGAGGGAUGGAUAGAGCGGCUGCCCUGCGAGCCGCCGGCAUGCUGGAGAGGAAGGAGCGGAGCGGCGGCGAGGCGGCGGGGCCGCGGAGCUUGCCGGCUGUGCGGAGCACGCUGCAGCAGUGCGGGCUGCUGCAGGACCUCAUCGACAUCUCGCUCUCCAACCUGCGCGGGCUCCGCACCAAGUGUGCCGCGUCCAACGACCUCACGCAGCAGGAGAUCCGCACGCUGGAGGUGAAGCUGAUUGACUACAUCCACCGGCAGCGGCAGUGCAAGCUGAGCGUGCCCCUGAGCGACCGCACGGCUGAGCUCAACAGCUACCCCCGCUUCAACGACUGGCUGGACAUCGUCAACGUCAGGAAGGAGGUGGUGCAGAGAAUACCAGAGGAGCUGACCCUGGAUGCCUUACUAGAAAUGAAUGAGUCAAAGGUGAAAGAAACAAUGAAGAGAUGUGGAGCCAGAGAUGAGGAGUGCUCCAGGCUCAACGGGGCCCUGAGCUGCCUGCGGAGGGUGACAGAGUCAGCAGGGGAGCUGAGGGACGAUGUGCCGAUGGCCCUCCCCGAGCGCCGGGACAGCUCCUGCUCGCAGCCGGACCCCGCCUGGUCCCCGAGUGCCCCGGCCAAGGGCAGCCUGCAGCAGCCGCGCUCCGUGUCCGCAUCCACGGCCCCGCCCUGCGAGCCGCCGGCCCCGAGCCACGGGCCCUGUCCCUCGGCAGAGACCCUGCUGGAGCCGCUGGUGCUGCCCGCGGCCGGGGGCAGGCCCAGGACUCCGCACAGCAUCACCGUCACCCCCCCGGCCACGCCGCAGCCCAAGCGCCGGCACCGCCUGAAGCCGCCGCGGACGCCGCCGCCCCCCUGCCGCAAGGUGUUCCAGCUGCUGCCCAACUUCCCCACCCUCACCAGGAGCAAGUCCCACGAGUCUCAGCUGGGCAACAGGAUAGACGAAGUUCCGCCAAUAAAGUUCGAGCUCUCCCAGGGAUCCCCCCAGACGGUACGAAGAGACUUUGGCCUGGCUGUGACUCACAGGUUCUCUACAAAGUCCUGGUUAUCUCAGAUUUGCCAAGUGUGCCAGAAAAGCAUGAUGUUCGGGGUGAAGUGUAAGUACUGCAGAUUAAAAUGUCACAACAAAUGUACUAAAGAGGCACCUGCUUGUAGAAUAUCCUUCCUUCCCAUAACAAAAAUAAGAAGAACAGAGUCUGUCCCAUCUGAUAUCAAUAAUCCAGUAGACAGACCCACAGAACCCCAGUUUGGAACUCUCCCCAAAGCACUAACUAAAAAGGAGCAUCCACCAGCAAUAAACCACCUGGACUCCAGCAGUAAUCCUUCUUCUACAACCUCAUCCACUCCAUCUUCUCCAGCACCUUUCCAGUCUUCCAACCCUCCCAGUGCGACGCCGCCCCCAAACCCGUCCCCCAUGGGCCAGAGGGACGGGCGGUUCAACUUCCCAGCUGCCUACUACCUUCAGCAUAGACAACAGUUUAUCUUCCCAGAAAUUCCCAGUCCUGCACAAACAGCACAGCUUCCAGAAACUGCUGCAGACACUAACGCUGCCCAGCAGCCGGGCACGGGCGGAGGCGCACGGGAAGCACAGGUGGAGGAACCAGAGGCGAGUAAGUCGGAGCCUGAGGACGAUGAGGAUGAGGUGGAAGAUUUGCCCAACCGGCGGCCGCACCUGCAGGGGAUGAUCUACCGCAAACCCAGCCAGACCAGCGUGUACCUGCAGGAGUGGGACAUCCCCUUCGAGCAGAUCCAGCUGGGGGACCCCAUCGGCCAGGGCCGCUGGGGCAAGGUCUACAAGGGCAAGUGGCACGGGGAGGUGGCCAUCAGGCUGCUGGAGAUCGACGGCAACAACCAGGAUCAUCUCAAGCUCUUCAAGAAGGAGGUGAUGAACUACAGGCAGACCCGGCAUGAGAACGUGGUGCUGUUCAUGGGAGCCUGCAUGAACCCCCCUCACUUAGCAAUCAUUACCAGCUUCUGCAAAGGAAGGACGCUGCACUCCUUUGUGAGGGACCCCAAGAUCUCCCUGGACAUCAACAAAACCAGGCAGAUAGCACAGGAGAUCAUUAAGGGCAUGGGGUAUCUCCACGCAAAGGGGAUUGUACAUAAGGAUCUGAAAUCCAAAAAUGUCUUCUAUGACAAUGGGAAAGUUGUGAUCACCGACUUUGGAUUAUUUGGAAUUUCGGGUGUGGUUCAGGAAGGAAGGAGGGAGAAUGAACUGAAGCUGCCUCAUGACUGGCUGUGCUACCUGGCUCCUGAGAUUGUCCGUGAGAUGGCCCCAGGGAAAGACGAAGACAAGCUGCCUUUCUCCAAAGCUGCAGAUAUCUAUGCCUUUGGGACCGUGUGGUACGAGCUCCAGGCACGGGAGUGGCCGUUCAGGACCCAGCCUGCAGAGGCUCUCAUCUGGCAGAUCGGCAGCGGCGAGGGAGUGAGACAAGUCCUUGCCACUGUCAGCCUGGGCAAAGAGGUCAAUGAAAUCCUCUCGGCCUGCUGGGCCUUCGACCUCAGCGAGCGGCCCAGCUUCACUGUCCUCAUGGAAAUGCUUGAGAAACUGCCAAAACUGAACCGCCGGCUCUCCCACCCAGGGCACUUCUGGAAGUCUGCUGACAUUAACAGUAGCAAAGUUGUCCUGCGUUUUGAAAGAUUUGGCUUGGGAAUCCUGGAACCGAGUAACCCAAAGCUCUAGGCCGGUGUCAUUGUGACCGUGCUGGCUGCCUGCUCCCCCACAGCACCCGAGACCCUCCCUGGCUGCUCCACGCCGAGGCUGGUGCAGCCCCACUGAAGACCAUCAGCUCAGCCCCGUGUCCUGCCUGAGCACCAGCAGUUAUUUAAACAAUGUUUACAUGAUACUUUUGUGUGAACUAUAUUUUUUUAAACAUAAUAAACAGUGAAUCAAGUUGAACUACA